Molecule: messenger RNA, 2975 nt
Organism: Mangifera indica (mango)
Lineage: Eukaryota; Viridiplantae; Streptophyta; Magnoliopsida; Sapindales; Anacardiaceae
Product: NAC domain-containing protein 75-like
Exons: 6
Coding region: 1042-2406 (454 amino acids)
Biological process (GO): regulation of DNA-templated transcription
Cellular component (GO): nucleus
Molecular function (GO): DNA-binding transcription factor activity; transcription cis-regulatory region binding
Source: RefSeq, a predicted model, not a curated record
UCUUCCUUCUCUCUCUCUCUAUCUCACUCUUUCAGAAAAAUUCUGCCUUUUAACCAGAAUUUCUUGUGCAAAAACUGUAAUUUCCUCCCUUAUCGUCUUCAUUACUCAAAGUUUCUUACUGCCACGUCCAACCUCAAGAUUAUUUUCUCACUUUCAUUCGUAUAUCACCACCUUUUCACUAUCAAAAUUUCUAACCUAACCACCACUUUUCUAUGGCUGCAGUUCUCUAUAACUAUAAAUAUUUUUUUAUUGAGAUGGGUGUUUCGUGUUUGUGUUUGUUUGCUAUGUUUUUGAAUGUGAACCUUAAGUAACAGGCCUUUCAUCGCUUUUGCUUUUGUAGACAACAGCUUCACCUUGCCUUAGAAAGAGAAAGAAAGACAGAAAAACCAACUGGGAGAUUUUUUUCCCUUUCUAUCCUGUUUUCUUUCUCUUUCUCAAAUAUAAACCGCUUGCUUGUGGAAGCUGUGGCUUAAAAGUGGUAUAUAUGGUUGAGGGCAACUUUUCCUUUUUCUUCAGUGGCUUCAGUUAAAGUAAACUAAGGGAGCAAAUUCUGGUGUUUUCUUGGGUUAAAGCAGGUUUAUAGUUCAAUCCUACUGUCACAGUUUUCUUUUUUCCUCCUUCUUGUUUCUCUUUGUCUCCUCCCCCUUCUCUCUUCUCUCCAUCAUUUUAACAGUUAAUAUUUGUCAUCUAUAUCUCGUCUUUCAGUUAUUUCUUAUUUCUCAUCUGGGCUUCCCUCAAUUUUCUUUCUUUUUAGAUUUCAUUUGGUACAAACUUGUAUAAGACUUAGAUCAAAUUUUAUGUAUUUCUACAAUUUUUUCGAGUGAUCUGUGCUUUCUGAUUGAUUAAUUAUUUUUUUUGGGUCAAUUUUUUGAGGGCUGAAGCUGGGAUCUCAAACAGACUGAUGAUAUGUGUUGUGCAGAGAGUUAACUGGAUAUGAUAAGAAAUGAGUAGGUGGGUGCUAUAUAGAGUGUAUAAUUUCAAAGAAUAUUUGCAGAGUUUGAGAGGAAGAAGAUAGCAUCCCCUUUCGCCGCCAAAUAAGCCAUGAAUACGAGUAAUUUAAGCUCCAAUAUCCGCAGCUCUGAUCUCAUUGACGCCAAGCUUGAAGAACAUCAGUUGUGUGGAUCUAAACAGUGCCCUAGCUGCGGACAUAAACUAGAAGCAAAGCCGGAUUGGUUAGGUCUACCAGCAGGGGUGAAAUUUGAUCCAACGGACCCAGAACUGAUAGAGCACCUGGAAGCAAAAGUAGAAGCCAAAGACAUGAAAUCUCACCCUUUGAUAGAUGAAUUUAUUCCUACUAUUGAAGGGGAAGAUGGGAUUUGUUAUACCCAUCCUGAGAAACUUCCUGGGGUUACAAGAGAUGGCUUGAGUAGACACUUCUUCCACAGGCCUUCAAAGGCUUACACCACUGGCACAAGAAAGAGGAGGAAAAUUCAAACCGAAUGUGACUUGCAAGGUGGAGAAACAAGAUGGCAUAAAACUGGUAAGACAAGACCAGUUAUGGUGAAUGGUAAGCAAAAAGGGUGCAAGAAAAUCUUGGUGCUCUAUACAAAUUUUGGCAAGAACCGAAAACCCGAAAAGACCAACUGGGUCAUGCACCAAUACCACCUUGGGCAGAAUGAAGAAGAGAAAGAAGGAGAGCUUGCGGUUUCAAAGAUAUUCUACCAGACGCAGCCACGGCAAUGUAACUGGUCCGAUAGAAGUGUAACAACUGGUGAAGGAAGCAGUGAUCCUAAUAGUAGAAGAGACCAUGGAAGUGGAAGUUGUUCAUCAAAAGAAUUAAUUCCACUUAGGGAUGAAAUGCCUGCACCUGUGGUUGCUGCUGCAAUGUCAAGUUUUGUUGCUAUGGAUAUGCCACAGUUAAAGUCUCAUGAUCACCAUUUCAGCUUCGACCCAUUUAAGAAAAGCUUCGAUGAGGUGGGGAUAGGAGAAGCUUCAACUGCAAGUGAAGCUCCACCAGGCACGUGCGAGGACAUAACGGAGCAGCAGCGGCAGCCACAUCAUGUGGCCCAUGAUCAUCACCGUCAACAACAGCAACACCACCACCAACAACACCACCAACACCAUGUGCAUCAUCAUCAGAAUAUUGCCACCACAGCCUUCCACAUCGCCAGGCCUUCACAUCCCAUCUCUACCAUCAUCUCCCCACCUCCACUCCAUCACACUUCUCUCAUUCUUGACGAUGACUCUUACCAUGUUCCCAGAAUAAUGCUUCAAAAUGAUAAUUUCCAGCAGCAGCAACAUCAUAAAUUGGGAGGAAGGUCUGCGUCUGGUUUGGAGGAACUCAUAAUGGGUUGUACCUCAAGUGAUAUCAAAGAAGAGUCAUCAAUCACAAACCCGCAAGAAGCUGAAUGGCUGAAGUACUCUUCCUUCUGGCCUGAUCCUGACAACCAGGAUCAUCAUGGGUAGGAGCAAAUAUAAAUAAAAAUAAUCAAAAGAUACCAUUACAGACAGCAUGAUUAUCACCAUCAUUAGUACUUUGAAGCCCUUUCUGAAGUUGUUAUUUAGAAGAAACCAGGAGUUUCCAUCUAUACUUUUGCUUUUUCCUUUCUUUCUUUUCUUUGGAGUGUCUCCCUGGCUUAUGUUUGAUGGCUCUCACUCUCAAACUGAACUAACUGUUGAAAGAGAGAAGAGAAAAAGAAGAAAGGAAAAAGAGGAAAAAAGAAGAAGCCAAAAAAGGCUGCUCUCUACUGACAAAAUGGAAGGAAAACCAAAGACACAAAGUAAAUCCAUCGAUAAUCAUGCGUGGAAAUCAUGCCCAUCGUCAUUGUAAUAUCGUCUUUACAUAUGCCUAUUCUUAUUAUUUUAUUAUUUCAAGGUGGUUGUAUAUUUUUUUCUUCUUUUUUUACUGUUCUUUGAAAGAAAAAUACCCAAGAGUCUGCGCAAAUUGCAAAGAAAGCUUUGUUAAUUGUGAUGUUUGUAGUUUGUAUUCACUUUAUUAACUAAAAUAUAUAAUUAUAUGAUGAUUUCCCGUUAAA